AUGGUAGAAGCUUCACUGAGGUCGCCUGUAGGAAAUCAGAAGUAUGAACAGUGGACUCGGACCCAGGCUCCCCCAUCUUGGGAACCUGCAUAUUCAAGAGGUCAGAUGGCCACGCAGAGGGCGCUGGCGCCCAUUGCCGUAACGGACAAGCUGGCCCGUAUGCACUCUGGAAAUGGCCACCAGAGACUGAAGCCACAUCAGCUGGGCCAGAGCCUGAAUGGUGCCCAGGUUGCUCCCUCCAAGCGACUUGUCUGGGUCUCUAGAAAAGCCUUCUUAGACGUGGGCCGGCAUCUGACAACCGGCACUUCCGCGCAGAUGUUUGCGCAAACGCAUUGGUUGUCAUAUCUGCACUUGUCAGUAAAGUUCAGAUUCUGUGGCCCUGGCGUCUGCUGUGGUGAGGAAGCAGGGGCCAAGAAGGUGGUAAAUCCCCUGUUUGAGAAAAGGCCUGAGAAUUUUGGCAUUCUACAGGAGAUCCAGCCCAACAGGGACCUCACCCACUUUAUCAAGUGGCCCCACUACAUCCAGGUGCAGUGGCAAAGGACUAUCCUCUAUAAGCGGCUAAAAGUGCCCUCUGUGAUUAAGCAGUUCCCCCAGGCCCUGGACCGCCAAAUGGCUACUCAACUGCUUAAGCUGUCCCAAAAGGACAGACCAGAGACAAAGCAAGAGAAGCAGCCGAGAUCGUUGGCCCAGGCUGAGAAGAAAGCUGCUGGCAAAGAAAAUGACCCCACUAAGAGGCUAUCUGUCCUUCAAGCAGGUGUUAAUACUGUCAUCUCCUUGGUGGAGAACAAGAAGACUCAGUUGGUGACGAUUGUGCAUGAUGUGGAUCCCAUUGAGCUGCUUCUCUUCUUGCCUGCCCUGUGUCGUAAGAUGAGGCUGCCCUACUGCCCUGUCAAGAGGAAAGUCAGGCUGGGACAUCUAAUCCACAGGAAGACCUGCACCACUGUCACCUUACAGGUUAACUUGGAAGACAAAGGAGCUCUGGCUAAGCUGGCAGAAGCUAUCAGGACCAAUUACAGCGACAGAUAUGAGGAGAUCCAUGACCACUGGGGAGGCAAGGUUGUAGGUCCAAAAUCUGGGGCUCGCAAUGCCAUACUGGAAAAGGCAAAAGCAAAAGAACUUGCCACCAAAAUGGGUCCAAUGAACACCUUUGAGUUUUCUGUACAAAAAAUGAAAAAAAUUCUUCAAAAAAAGGUUUCAAGUUCUCUCAAUUAUUUUGCCUUCCCCCUUUCCUUCUCCCUGGGGUAG
Molecule: messenger RNA, 1245 nt
Organism: Ceratotherium simum simum (southern white rhinoceros)
Lineage: Eukaryota; Metazoa; Chordata; Mammalia; Perissodactyla; Rhinocerotidae
Product: large ribosomal subunit protein eL8-like
Molecular function (GO): RNA binding
Source: RefSeq, a predicted model, not a curated record